AGUAGUAGUCGUCGUGAUAUGCGCUCGGUAACUUGUGGAAGGAAAUACAGUAAAAGAUCAUAUGCUAAGAAAAGCAACGCCUACCCACUUUUAAGAGACCCUGAAGAUGAUAAUCUUUGUUUGAAAAUGGAGAACAGAAAUGUUUCUGAUUGUGAAUAUUUACACCAAAAUAGUAAUGGCGAAACCACAGUACAAUCUCCUAACAAUUUGGAAGGCAUCCUAGAGACGCAUGAUAUGGGGUCGACACUGGCCUCUCAAUCUAAUGCUGCUUUGAGAGAACCAACAAAAGUGAAAAAUGGUGGGAUAUUCAAGUACCUUGGAGGUCCUGCGGUUGGAGAUGCUGAAAGCAAUCUUUCAGAAGCCCUAUGCUGUUAUGAAGAAGCUAGAAAGGCAUUAGGUGGUCUUCCAUCUAAUUCAGCAGAAUUACAAUCUAUAAUGAAAAAGAAAGGGUGGGUAUGCAAUGAACUGGGUCGAAAUAGGCUUGGGAGGAAAGAACUAAACAAAGCUGAAUUUGCUUUUGCUGAUGCUAUAAAAGCAUUCAGGGAAGUCUCUGAUCAUACCAAUAUCAUAUUAAUAAACUGUAACUUGGGCCAUGGAAGACGGGCAUUGGCAGAAGAGAUGGUAUCAAAGAUUGAUAGUCUCAAGACGCAUGCAAUCUUUCGAACUGCAUACAACCAUGCAUUAGAGACUGCAAAAUUAAAAUAUAGUGAAUCACUUAAAUAUUAUGGGGCAGCAAAAGUGGAACUCAAUGCGUUUGUUGAAGAGGCUGCUGGCCCUGAAUUAAACAAUUUGAGGACUGAGGUAUAUACACAAUUUGCUCAUACGUAUCUGAGGCUCGGAAUGCUCUUGGCAAGAGAAGAUAUAUCUGUGGAAGUUUAUGAAGCUGGAGUCUUGGGAGAUGUGCAUGUUGAUUCCACUAGUCCUAGUGGCAGAAAAUCAAGAAAAGAAUCACGUAAGCAUGAGAUUUCAGCCAAUGCUGCCAUUAGGGAGGCACUGUCUCUUUAUGAAUCAUUAGGCGAAUUACGGAAACAGGAGGCUGCAUAUGCCUAUUUUCAGCUGGCUUGCUACCAAAGGGAUUGUUGCUUGAAGUUCUUAGAGCCAGACCAUAAGAAAAGCAGCUUAUCUAAAGGUGAAAGCACUAUUGUCCAACGGGUCAAGCAGUACGCAGCCUUGGCAGAGAGGAACUUGCAAAAGGCCAUGGAUUUCUAUGGCCCCAAGACGCAUCCUACCAUGUACCUGACUAUUCUUAUAGAAAGAUCAGCUCUUUCACUGAGCCUUUCAAGCCCUUUACACUCAAAUGCUAUGUUGGAAUCAGCUCUGUCUUACAUGCUUGAAGGACGGUAUGUGUCAGAAACAGAUUUGGACUCUUCGAAAACUGAUCAUUCUGAGGUACUUGCCAAGUUUUGGAGUCAGUUGCAGAUGCUUUUGAAGAAGAUGUUGGCUGUGGCACUUGCUGCACGUGUGAACAAAUCUCCUGUUUCUCAGCCGCCUUCAAUAUCCAACAGGUGUGGAGAUGCUGAAAAGCUGAGGGAGCUUUACAAAAUCUCUCUCAAGUCCACCAAGUUAAGUCAAUUGGAUGAUAUGCACUCCUUGUGGACAUCAUAAUCUGGGAACUUGUCUGUGCACGACAGCCUUAUCGUAAUUAUGUGGCGAUAACAGGUGGAGAGAGAGCUUGGGUUUGUAAUAUAUUGUAAUAUGCUCUGCAUAAUAUUGUCUAUAGAAAGAAUUGUAAAAAGAAAAAUCCGAACAAAUAUUUGGUAAAUAUGAGCUUUUUGAAUUCUGGUAAUACUAGUAAUAGUAUUUCUUGGAGUAUUUUGUCAUA
Molecule: messenger RNA, 1822 nt
Organism: Prunus dulcis (almond)
Lineage: Eukaryota; Viridiplantae; Streptophyta; Magnoliopsida; Rosales; Rosaceae
Exons: 2
Coding region: 19-1605 (528 amino acids)
Biological process (GO): positive regulation of DNA-templated transcription
Source: RefSeq, a predicted model, not a curated record